AUGUUGACAGUAGUCAGAAAUGGACAAGAAUGGCCGCCUCAAGAACCUGAUAGUACGUCAGUGUGUUCGGCCAAGUCAAACGACGAACCUUGUUAUUUAGCUGGUGACAAACGAGUGAAUCAAAAUACACAGCUGACACUACUACAAGUAAUUUUACUCCGUAACCACAAUCGCAUAGCAAAUGAACUUGCACACUUAAACCCGCAUUGGAACGAUGAGACACUCUUCGAAGAAGCAAGACGCAUCCACAUCGCUGAAAUGCAACAUAUCAAUUAUUACGAAUAUUUACCUAAUAUUCUUGGUUUCGAAAAUAUGAAGCAGAGAAAGUUAAUCUAUCCUGGAGCUGUUGGAUAUGUUAAUGAUUAUGAUCCCAACGAGGACCCUUCUAUUAUUAACGAACAUGCUACUGCUGCCUUAAGGUAUUUCCAUACUCUCAUACGUGGGUUUUUAAGGCGUAUAUCCAAAGAUCAAGAACUAGCUGGAGUUGUACGCUUGAGCGACUGGAUGAACAAACCGUCAAUUUUGGAAAGUAAUAAUAGUUUCAACGAGUUGACCAGAGGCCUUACUAUGCAAAAAAUGAGUGAAAGUGAUGAGUACUAUACCGAUGAAUUAACGAAUUACCUUUUCAGGGGCAACAGAACAUUCGGUAGUGACCUGCGAGCAAUUGACAUACAACGUGGUCGCGACCACGGUCUCGGUAGUUACAUUGCGACCCGUGCUGCCUGCAAAUUACCCGUUCCAAAGACAUUCCGUGAUAUGCGUGACUAUAUCUCUGAAAAGAAUGUAGAUCUGUUGCAACACUUGUACGCAUCACUUGAAGAUGUCGACUUAGUGGUAGCAGGUUCCUUGGAGCGCCAUGUUCCUGGAGCCCUAGCGGGCCCUACCUUCUUCUGCAUUUUGACUAAACAGUUCUACCGAACACGGGUUGGAGACAGAUAUUUCUAUGAGAAUGGAGCGGAUCCUCAGAUCGCCUUUUCUCCAGCUCAGUUGAAGGCGAUACGCAAGGGCGCGAACAUGGCACGCUUCCUCUGUGAUAAUACUAAAGGAAUAGAUCGCAUGCAACGCAAGGCAUUUGAACUGGUGUCUUGUGAAAAUCCAAUAAUACCUUGUGAUCAAUUACCUUUUAUCGAUCUAAGUCAAUGGCGGGAAUAA
Molecule: messenger RNA, 1152 nt
Organism: Arctia plantaginis
Lineage: Eukaryota; Metazoa; Arthropoda; Insecta; Lepidoptera; Erebidae
Source: the annotation of a GenBank genome assembly